Physeter macrocephalus (sperm whale) is the source of this 7153-nucleotide messenger RNA. RefSeq names its product ADNP homeobox 2 (gene ADNP2). Gene Ontology annotation, cellular component: nucleus. The transcript has 6 exons. Gene Ontology annotation, molecular function: DNA binding. The coding region runs from base 14 to 3487 and encodes 1157 amino acids. The record is from RefSeq and is a predicted model, not a curated record. Lineage: Eukaryota; Metazoa; Chordata; Mammalia; Artiodactyla; Physeteridae. Gene Ontology annotation, biological process: regulation of gene expression.
GAAAAUUUCAAAAAUGUUUCAAAUUCCCGUGGAGAAUCUUGACAACAUCAGGAAGGUACGGAAAAAAGUGAAAAGCAUUCUUGUGGAUAUUGGGCUUGACAGCUGCAAGGAGUUGCUGAAGGACCUUAAAGGCUUUGAUCCAGGAGAGAAGUACUUUUAUAACACAUCAUGGGGAGAUAUUUCUCUCUGGGAACCUUCUGGAAAGAAAGUGAGAUAUCGAACAAAACCAUACUGUUGUAGCCUCUGUAAAUACUCCACAAAAGUGCUUACUUCAUUCAAAAAUCAUUUACAUCGUUACCAUGAAGAUGAAAUUGACCAAGAGCUGGUGAUCCCUUGUCCAAACUGUGUGUUUUCCUCUCAACCCAGAGUUGUGGGAAGGCACUUCAGAAUGUUUCAUGCACCUGCUCGGAAAGUCCAGAACUACACAGUGAAUAUUUUAGGUGAAACUAAAUCAUCUAGGAGCGAUGUGAUAAGUUUUACAUGUUUAAAAUGUAACUUUUCAAACACUCUGUACUACAGCAUGAAGAAGCAUGUGCUGGUAGCCCAUUUUCACUACUUAAUUAAUUCCUACUUUGGCCUGAGAACUGAAGAGAUGGGUGAGCAACCAAGAGCUGACGACCCCCGUUCUACCGAGAAGAUGCCCCCAUCCGACAGGUAUUACUGUAAAAAGUGCAGCGCCAACGCCAGCAGCCAGGAUGCUUUAAUGUACCACAUCUUGACGUCGGAUAUACACAGGGAUUUGGAGAAUAAGCUUAGGUCUGUGAUCUCAGAACACAUUAAGAAGACUGGACUUAUGAAGCAAAUGCAUAUUGCUCCAAAACCAGCUGUACGUGUGGCUGUACCGCCCAACAGCAGUGCCCCGGGCAUCCCAGCCACGUCUCCUUGCUUCCACCUUGCCUUGCCGCAGAGCAGUCAGAGCCAGACUGUGGUACAGCCGGUUCAGGGCGCACCCCCUCCCGUGACUGUGGCCUCGGGCGCUUCUGGAAGCCUCACCCACUCCCCGCCUGCCGUCGCCCAGUCUCAUGUGACUCUGGUCUCCAGUCCUCUGCCAGUGGGCCAGGGCAACCUCACUCUGCCGCCCUCAACACCUCAGCCUGUCUUUCUCUCUCAUGGAGUUCCACUCAGUCAGGCAGCAAACCCUCCUGUGUUGCCCUUGAGUCAGCCAGUGGGACCUGUAAAUAAGUCUGUCGGAACCGGUGUCCUCCCCAUAAACCAGACCAUCCGCCCGGGGGUUUUGCCCCUCAACCAGCCUGUUGGGCCCAUAAGCAGACCAGCUGGGCCUGGAGUUCUUUCGGUAAAUAGACCUGUUGGGUCCGGUGUCCUUCCUGUCAAUCCCUCUGUCACGCCUGGAGUUCUUCAGGCGGUCUCCCCAGGGGUGAUUUCUGUGAGUCGGACAGUCCCGUCAGGGGUCCUUCCUGCGGGACAGAUGACCCCUGCUGGGGUUAUCCCUUCAGGACAGACAGCAACUUCUGGGGUCCUCCCUGCUGGCCAGGUGGUUCAGUCAGGGGUUCUCCCUAUUGGCCAGACAGCCCCGUCGGGGGUGCUCCCCACCGGGCUGACCGUCCCGCCGCGGGUUCUCCCUCCUGGCCAGACGGUCCCACUGAGGGUUCUCCCUGCGGGCCAGGUAGUCCCACCUGCGCUCCUUCCUCCCGACCAGACGGUCUCGUCAGGGCUUCUCCCUGUGAGCCAGGGUAUCAACUCGGGUGUUCUCCAGCUCAGCCAGCCUGUUGUGUCAGGGGUCCUUCCCGUGGGCCAGCCAGUGAGGCCAGGGGUCCUGCAGCUUAAUCAGCCUGUGAGUACCAACAUCCUGCCUGCACAUCAGCCCAUUAGACCCGGGGCUUCGCCAAACACCGCUUUCCUGACAUCAGGCUCUAUUCUCAGACAACUAAUACCCACAGGGAAACAAGUGAAUGGGAUUCCCACGUACACACUUGCCCCAGUAUCUGUCACUUUGCCUGUGCCCCCUGGAGGUGUCGCCACUGUUGCCCCUCCCCAGAUGCCCAUCCAGCUCCUACAGUCGGGCACAGCUGCACAGAUGGCCAGCUCCAUGGCCAGCCUGCCCUCCCCACCAGUGGUGGUAAAUGCCACUCAGAAUAUGUUCCUUCAGCCCUCUUCGUCUAUGGCGGAGGCAAAUCAGGUGCUCAAACAGGCAAAGCAGUGGAAAACCUGUCCAGUUUGCAACGAGCUCUUCCCUUCCAACGUCUACCAGGUCCACAUGGAAGUGGCACAUAAGCACAGCGAAUCCAAAUCCGCUGAAACACUGGAGCCGGAAAAGCUGGCGGCAUGUGCGCCGUUUCUAAAGUGGAUGAGAGAGAAAACAGUUCGGUGUUUGUCCUGUAAGUGCUUAGUCUCAGAGGAGGAGCUUAUCCGCCACUUACUGGUGCACGGCCUGGGGUGCUUGUUCUGCCCGUGCACUUUCCACGAUAUUAAAGGCCUCUCAGAGCAUAGUAGGGCUAUGCACCUAGGGAAGAGGAGACUGCCCGCGGACUAUAGUGACAAAGGAUUUCAGCUGGAUGUCGAUGCCAAUGGCAGCCUGCUGUUUCCCCACCUUGACUUCAUCACCAUCCUGCCCAGGGAGGAGCUGGGUGAGCGGGAGGUCUACUUGGCCGUCCUGGCUGGGAUACACUCCAAGUCACUGGUGCCCGUGUACAUCAAAGUGAGGCCGCAGACCGAGGGGGCGCCCGGGAGGCCUGGCAACCAGGCGCUGACCUGCCCCUUUUGCUUCGGCACCUUUGUGACGGCUGAGGCAUACGAGCUGCAUCUGAAGGAGCGGCACCACAUCAUGCCAACGGUCCACACGAUUUUGAAAUCCCCGGCUUUCAAGUGCAUCCACUGCUGUGGGGUUUACACGGGCAACAUGACUCUGGCAGCCAUUGCCAUACAUCUGCUGCGCUGUCGGAGCGCUCCAAAGGACAGCAGCUCAGGCCUGCAGGUCCAGCCUAAUUUUAUUGAGAACAGUGAACUGCUUUUAGUCAAUGGCGAGGUGAUACACGACUCCGGUUUUUCUGUGAAGAGAAAGCUGCCUGAUGGCCAGUUUGGGGCUGAAGACCAGAGGGACGGCGAGGAGCGGCCUCUCCUCGUAAACUCUGACCCAGAGCCGUCCCCAGAGCAGGUGACGAGUGCCGUGCCUUUCAAAAGACAGAGGAACGAAAGCAGGACGGAGGGACCCCUUGUUAAUGAUGAUGCUCUCCAGAUUUUAGCACUGAAUCCUAAAAAAUAUGAAGACCGUUCUUAUGAAGAAAAAAAGCAGUUUCUUAGAGAUUAUUUCCACAAGAGACCAUAUCCCAGUAAAAAGGAAAUAGAACUGUUAUCCUCACUCUUAUGGGUGUGGAAAAUUGACGUGGCUUCAUUUUUUGGAAAAAGAAGGUAUAUUUGCAUGAAAGCAAUAAAAAAUCACAAGCCUUCUGUACUUUUAGGCUUUGAUAUGUCUGAACUUAAAAAUGUUAAACACAGAUUGAACUUUGACUAUGAACCACAAAACUUGUAAAAAAAAAAAUUAGGAAAUCUAAAGUACUAGAUAAUUAGUAGUCUUUUUCAAUUGAGAUUUUUAAAAAUGUUAUUUUCUUCACUGUAUGUUGAACUAAUCAAUUUCAGUGGUCUUUAUGCUGCUCUUUAGAUUUAUUUCAGGUGCUCAGAAAGACUUCUAUAUAAAGAAGUGAAUAGUUCUUUCAAAUUUAUUGUUUCCUGCAGCUUGAUUUUGUAACAGUUGUUUUUCAUUUUUUCCUGUCAUGUAAAUGAAAUCUUUUGAUAUUUCAUGCAUGCCUUGUUUUCCCAGUAGUGUCAGUAUCGUAUGAUAAAAACUGAAAUCUAUAUAUGUUUGUUUUUCAUUUAAGGAAAUUUCAGCUUGUUUCAGAAUACUUGAUUAACUGCGAAUUAAAACUGCUCUCCCUCAGCUUCACAAGUAGCAGCAGAUGAUACAGUAAAUGUUUAGAGAAGUGAGUAGAAGCCCCUGUGACAUGUCUGGUUCCUUAAGGAUGCACUGCAUUAACUUAUGCUGAUUUCUUCUUGUAAGACGCACACGUAGCCCUUUAGGUGUCGAGAUAUACAGGGCAUCCUGAUCCUAGAUGGUUACAGCACCAACAGUAACAGUGCCCUCUGUGUGCCAGAUUUUAUAUGUGCUUUCAAAUAACUAACUGGAGUGGCUACGUACCUCAGUAAGACAACUUACACAAAAGAAGGAGGGCAGCUGAUGCGGGAAUUUCUGAAGCUCACUGGGGAAGCCUAAGUUUAGCCCUGCCAGUGGCUUGCUUCCCACUCCAGUCACAUGACUCCAGGCAUGUUAGCAGAGGCCUUUUCACUACGUUCAGCUCUAAGGUGGUGGUAGUGACCAUCUUGGUCCAAUAAGUCACUAAUUUAGAAGUAAGCAGGAUACACAUAUAUCAACACCCAGUAUGUAGAAUUUUCUAACCAUAUCCUAGCUAUUGGCAUUGCCAAUUUUUUUGGCCUCUACAUAACAUUCUGUGUGAGAUGAUUUGAUGACUAAAGGUGAACCUGGGAUACUAAAAAUAGGUGUAUUGUUACUGACAACGUGGGAUCAACUCAGAAUUUUAAAAACGAAAAUGGAAAAUCUUGGUAAAUUCAUUAUGAGAUCUAUUCAGUAAUCAAAGUAGAUUAACAUUACUGUGAUUACAGGUUCUUAUCUAUCUGAGUCCCACUUAGAAAUGAAUCUUUAAAUAUAUGUUUAGAACUGCACACUUUUAUUUUUGGCUGUGCUGCGCGGCUUGCGGGAUCUUAGUUCCCCGACCAGGGAUUGAACCUGCACCCUCCGCGGUGAAAGCGUGGAGUCCUAACCACUGUACCGCCAGGGAAUUCCCAGAAGAACUGUACACUGUUGUCCACAUGAAACGUAUCUUAUUUCCAGGAUCAAAAUACCCAUAAUGUCUGAGGGUUGCAGUGUAAUUAAAUGAUAUCCUCAUUUUAAUUUCUCAACACUUAAGAAGUUCAGGGUGUGAACUACUUAACCUUACUCUGCCAUCUGAGAAGCUACGCCGGUUCCGGCUGUACUAUGCCUGUUUUUCCAUUCACAAAAUGGCAGGUGGGGAGAGGUGAUUCCUUCUGUGUUUCAUAAGAAAUGGCCUCAGUAUAAUCAUAUGUUUUAUUUUUAAUGCACUAGAAAUAGAGAAUGGGUCUUUGCCAAUUCCUGGACAGUUAAUUAGUAAGCUGCUUCCUUGCAAUGACUUGUGUAAGAAUAGAUUAGUUGGCAUCAAUGCAUUCCUGUCCUACAGGGUUGUCAAAGUGGCUACCAAAAAAACACUAGACACCCAAUAUCUUGUAAUAACCUAUAAUGGAAUAUAAUCCGCCAAAAAGCCUAGUCACUGUGCUGUAUGCCUAAAACUAACACAAUGUUGUAAAUCAACUAUACUUCAAUUUAAAAAAAGACUAGACAGAUUCAAAGAGUUCAGAACACAGUAUAUUCUUCAGGGUAACCAUAAGAGUCUUUUGCCUUCUAAUAUAAAGUCCACCUCAAUCUAGAUCAUUUGGUUGUAACUCAAACUCAAAAUGUAGACUAGCAUAAAAGUCUAAGAGAUUGUCUUUCAUUACAUUUCUCCACGCACCCCGCAUGGUCAGGAACUUUUGCCCAUGAGGAUAAGCGAUGUGAAGGAAGACAGUGCCAGAAUGAUUAAUUUUCUUUGGUUUAAAAUUUAAUAUUCAUUUAUUUAAAAAAUUAAGCUGCUACCUACAUUUGGUAAUGUUAUAUUCUUCCCGUAGUGGUUUCUCACUGCUAAGACACUAUUUGUGUGCAUAGUCUAAGAUUAUCAGCAACAUUAUUUUAUAAGUAUUUCACUAUCGGGAUAAUAUUGCAGACUUUUCUUCCUAAAGCAGUAAAGUACCUUUGGACCAGGUAUUCCUGGGUAUGUGCUAUAUAUAUCUGUCCGCCUAUCAUAGUUUAUAUCGAUUGAGUAUGUCCAGUAGUAGAAAGAUGCUAAUAAAAAUGCAAAGGGCAACUUGAGUCCCAGUAAAACAAGGUGAAGUGCUUUGACUGUUGAGUUCAUCUGAAGCUGUCAGAAUACGUUACACACAUCAAGUGUGUCUGCCUCACUUCAGGGGCUUUAGGGAAGUGGGAGGUGCACUUUCACGUACAAGACAUGCAGAGUCCUUACAAACCUAAAAUCUAAAAGAAAAGGGUGAGGCUAGAACAAGUUACUCUGAUGACAUAAUUUUGGAUAAAUGUGGUCUUCAUUACUGUAUAACGUAUCAUAGGUUUCUAAAAUUUGUCAAAAUCAGCCUUUCAUGUUGGACCUUUUGAGUUCAGUGGUUCAGUCCCUCGUCACUGGAGGCUCCAGGAGUUUGUACAAGCGUGUGUGACUUGGGUCUGUGUUUAACACAUUGCUGCAGCCCCUUCCCCCUGAUUCGUUCUCAUUUUCACCUGAGCCCACCUGUGAGUUGGCAUUAUAUUGCCACAGACUGAAGCGUGAACUGCCCUAGAGAUUUAAAUCCUAACGUUGAUUCCUUGCCAGGUGCUAGUUACAAAAUCGUAAUCUGAAAUGAAAAGAUGGUAAAUAGAUCAAAUAGCUUUUUUUUCUGUUGCAAAUUCGGUUGGCAUCUGAAUAUUUGGAUAGAUUAGUUAAAAAUCCAAAUAUCUUGGUAAUUUAAAUAUACGACUAUAUCUUAGUGUUUAAAUCACAGCAAUGUUUGUGAUAUAAUCCAACAUACCCGCAAACUCAUCAGCUCUCCUUAGAAGUCUUCAAGACUCCUGUCUGAAUCUUUGUUCUGUAAUAAAGAAACAUUAGUUUAGGAUUAACUGAAUUUGUGCAUUUAAUUUAUGAAUAAAUUUUUUUAAAGAUUUUAACGACUGUGCAAAGAAUAGUGUUGGUUAUUAACUUGGUAAUUUGAAUUGCAAAACUAUUUUUACAUGGAAUGCUUAUGUUUUUAAGUUGAUAGUGUUGCUUAAUAGAAGUAACUAUUAAUUCAAUUCGAUUAACUUCUUGUUUCCAUUAUCGCCAUUUGUAAAACCUGACAGGAAUUUUACAAAUGAGCAGGGGCUGAGGUGCUUCCUGACUGGUAUUAAUUUUAAGGGAUACAUAUUCAAAACCUCUUGAUCACGUGCAAUGGUGCCAUGCUAAGUAUGCGAUGCAGCCACUGAAGAUGGCGGCCAGUGUGGCUGUAGAUGGGCACCUGUAGCCACGAGGUACCUCACUCAUCCGUUCGUCAU